Messenger RNA from Sipha flava (yellow sugarcane aphid), 2053 nucleotides. Its product is annotated as prostaglandin G/H synthase 2-like. NCBI's taxonomy places the organism in Eukaryota, Metazoa, Arthropoda, Insecta, Hemiptera, Aphididae. The annotation marks the transcript as partial. Gene Ontology annotation, biological process: response to oxidative stress; cyclooxygenase pathway. Gene Ontology annotation, molecular function: oxidoreductase activity, acting on single donors with incorporation of molecular oxygen, incorporation of two atoms of oxygen; peroxidase activity; heme binding. The transcript is spliced from 10 exons. The record is from RefSeq and is a predicted model, not a curated record. Gene Ontology annotation, cellular component: neuron projection; cytoplasm.
AUGUGUACAGAAAAAAUUAAGGCGGAUUAUCGUCUUAAAAAAAAUCCUGAAAACCUGGAUGUUAAACAUGAACUUAAAAUGGAACUUGAUACAUUUUCAAAUGUGUCAACGAGUUCAACACUUAAAUCACGUCAACUACAGUACUCGCCAAUUCUACAAACUGUAAAUGAUAUACGCUCGAGGCACAACCACUGCGAAGAAGUACCACAAAGUCUUGUCCAGAAUGAAGCGAAAAACAAUGAGAGGGAUGUCAACGAGCAAAAUCGAUUAAAAACCUAUAUAAAAACAUAUUUUUUCAUACUUGGAUUAAUGAUGCUGUUUAUAACUUCGAUGUCAUUCAUUUGGCACCAAUACCAAACCUCUGAAGAUUCUGUAAAUUCUCCGACGAAUGCCGAGACGCUUUGUGAAGCUUUCGACAGACUCCAAUGCGAGAACGGCGGUUACCCCAUGAUCGAAGCAGACCAUUUUGUAUGCAAAUGUGCAAGCAAUUAUUAUGGUGAACGAUGUACAUACGAGAUACGUUCUCCAAACAAUUUUCAAUUCCUCUACAAUUUGUUUGAUACCAUCGACGAGGACCAUCGCAGAGGAGUUCCUAAAAUGUGGUGGUCAUUUUUGCCCUUCACUUCGAAUCUCCAACAGAGAACUGUCGUCUCAUUUUAUCAAGAUCAACUGGAGCGGAUAAAACACACGUCCGUUUCGGACGACAGCGAAAAUGACAACAUUGGAAGUUUAGACAGCAACACGAUGGCCAGCACGAGAGUUUUACCUCCCAGUCAUCCAUUGCAUUGUCCGGCUAACAAUAAAUUGCCGUCAUUGGAUAUGGUCUAUAAUGAAAUAUUCCAAAGGAAACCUGACGGAUUUAUACCGGAUCCGAAACAUCGAAAUUUACUCUUCUACGCCUUUUAUCAGUAUUUCAUGCUUCAAUUUUUCAAUACAGAUUUCAGUUCAAUGGUGACGGGCUCUCAACUCUACGGGGUUGACGAGACAACACAGAGACAUUUGAGAUUGUUGUCUAAUGGAAAAUUGAAGACCGAGUAUUCGAACAAUGAAUAUUAUCCACCGCGGAUUUCAUUUGCCAAAAAGAUCAGCUUAGCGUUUUUGCAGAUGGAGCCUGAGGGUAAAACUCAUUGGUUUCAAAGGGUGAACAAGGACGAGACGAAUCAACUUCAAAAUCAACUAUGGAACAUUUUCUCAAGUAUUUAUGAAACACAAAAUCACCAGUGGACCUUGGGACAUCCAAUGUUGAACAUGAAUCCUAUGCUUUUUAUUAUGUCGACACUUUGGAUCCGUGAACACAAUCGUGUUUGUGAUGAGCUGAUAAAGCAGUGGCCGGAAUGGACGGAUGAACAAGUGUACAGUGCUUCAAAGAGGAUAGUCAUCGGUGAAAUGAUGGGUAUAAUGAUGAACGAUAUUUUAAACGCUGGUAACUCGUUUUCAAUGAAACACGAUCCAGAAAUUUUUCACGGUCAUAUUAAAUACAUCAAAACAUUUAAUACGCCGUACGAAUUACUAUUGACAACGAUUUUGCCAUCCGGCUUGCCUGAAGAGUUCAAUAACACGAAUAUGUAUUCGUGGAUGUUAAACAACAACAAACAAGUGAUAGAAAGUGGUAUAAGUGACAUGGUUAAGCUAAUGAUCGACCAAAAAAUGGGCAUGACAACUUGUAAUAAUAACGGUGCUGCAACAGAGUCGCUGACGAAAUUGUUAAUGAAACUUUCGAGGGAAAACGCAGUGCAAAGUUUUAAUAGGUAUCGAAGAUACCUCGGACUGGACGCUUAUAAAAGCUUUUACGAGCUGACUGGAAAUAAGGAAACUGCUAAGAAACUGGAAUCGUUAUACGAGAAUGUAGAUAGUGUAGAACUGUUGACUGGAAUGCUGGCGGAAAAAAUAAGCGACAAAGCCGUUCCUACGUUUACAGUGUUGACCAAUAGCUUUAUUGUAAAUUCUAUUUUGACAAAUCCUCUUUACAGUGAAACUCUAUGGAAUACCGAAACGUUUGAUGGGGAUUAUGGUUUUUCCAUAGUUAAAUCUGCAAACAUCAAGACGUUUAUCU